Messenger RNA from Gasterosteus aculeatus aculeatus (three-spined stickleback), 4770 nucleotides. RefSeq names its product ADAM metallopeptidase with thrombospondin type 1 motif, 18 (gene adamts18). Gene Ontology annotation, molecular function: metalloendopeptidase activity. The record is from RefSeq and is a predicted model, not a curated record. Gene Ontology annotation, cellular component: extracellular matrix. Gene Ontology annotation, biological process: extracellular matrix organization; proteolysis. NCBI's taxonomy places the organism in Eukaryota, Metazoa, Chordata, Actinopteri, Perciformes, Gasterosteidae.
CUGCGGGCCGACUCCACUCCCAGCCGGGACAGGGCGCUCAGUCCGCGCGCUCCUCCCGGUGAUCCCCGACACCGCGACUCGCCGCUCCUCCUCACAGACAAACACACACACACACACACGCGCGCGCACACACUCAUGAGUGCGCUCUGCGUCCGUGCGCACCACCGGCUGCUGCGACCUGCCUACUUCACCUGAACGAGCAAAGCGCAGCGGGGACAGAAGCACUAAACAAUGCGUGCACAUUGCAUUAUGCGAUACCGCAGAUUAUUACUACUUUUGCGCUCUCCCAUGAGGUAACGGCGGAGGUGGAAGAUUGCAUGCCAUCACCAUGGAUUGCCUUUUUCUUCUCAUCUGGACUUUACCCAUCCCGCUGGUCGGCUGCAGCUCAGUCAAGCUCCUGUCCACCCUGUUGUCCUGGAACAUUGUCAAGACGCUGCACGUUUACUGCGCGCACACAGUCACGGCCGGCUAUUCCUCCAGCGACAGACACGGAUUAAAUCACGACUACGUGUUUGUGACCCCCGUGGAGGUGGACUCUGAGGGGGGAUACCUGACCCAUGAUGUGACCAGGAGAAGCUCUCGCAGCAGGAGGUCACUGUCUUCUUCUCUGCACUACCGUCUCUCGGCCUUCGGGCAGGACAUGCAUCUGGACCUGGUUCCGUCCCCUGUGGUGGGCCCGGGGUUCACCGUGCAGACGGUCGGCUUGGAUGGCAUCGCCACGGUGAUGGAUGAUGUUGGGUUUCACGACUGCCUGUAUCAGGGAUUUAUACGGAACGCCUCGGCCUCCUCUGCAGCCAUUUCGACGUGCUCUGGACUGUCAGGUUUGAUCCGCGUGUCUCAGGAAGAGUAUUUAAUUGCCCCGCUACCCCAACAUCUGGCUGCACAGCACAGCUACAGCGCCCCCGAUGGUCACCACCCGCAUGUUGUCUACAAGCGCUCUGCGGAACACAUUGUGCACCGACGAUCCGGCCGCUCAUCCAGCACCGGUUCCUCAACGCCCGACAACCCGUACCUUCACCAUCAGCAUCAUCAUCAGCAGACCCAUCACCAUGACUACGAGCGUGGAAAGCUGCACUUCUGCGGACGCCGCAAGCAAUACGCUCCCAAGCCUCCUGCUGAAGACAGUUUCAUCAUGCUCGAUGACUUUGUGGUACCCGAGGCGGAAGGAGCAGGAAGGCUGAAGAGAUCACCCAUUAACUCCAACAGGGUGGGGGGUCUGAAUGUGGAGACGCUGGUGGUGGCGGACAGGAAGAUGCUGGAGGAACACGGCAGGGACAACGUUACCACUUACGUCCUCACCGUCAUGAACAUGGUUUCCAGCCUUUUCAAAGAUGGCACUAUUGGGACGGACAUCAACAUUGUAGUGGUGAGCUUGUUGCUACUGGAACAGGACCCGCUGGGCUUGACCAUCAACCACCAUGCUGACCAGUCCCUCAACAGUUUCUGUCAAUGGCAGUCAGGUCUGGUGGGGAAAGGUGGGAAACGGCACGACCAUGCUGUUCUCCUCACUGGAUUGGACAUCUGUUCCUGGAAGAAUGAGCCAUGUGACACCCUGGGUUUUGCCCCAAUCAGCGGGAUGUGCAGCAAGUACAGGAGUUGUACCAUCAACGAGGAUACAGGACUGGGCUUGGCCUUCACCAUCGCUCACGAGUCUGGACACAAUUUCGGUAUGAUCCAUGACGGCGAGGGGAACCCUUGUCGCAAGACCGAAGGCAACAUUAUGUCCCCAACUCUGGCUGGAAACAACGGGGUCUUCUCCUGGUCCACCUGCAGUCGGCAGUACCUCAGCCGUUUCCUCGGAACAGCCCAGGCAUCCUGUCUGGUGGACGAGCCCAAGCAGAUCGGUCAGUACAAGUACCCCGAACAGCUUCCCGGGCAGCUGUACAACGCAGACACGCAGUGCAAGUGGCAGUUCGGCUCCAAGGCCAAACUGUGCAGCCUGGAUUUUGUCAAGGACAUCUGCAAGUCCCUGUGGUGUCAUCGCACGGGGCACCGGUGCGAGACCAAGUACAUGCCCGCUGCAGAGGGCACCGGCUGUGGACCCAACAUGUGGUGCCGAAGGGGUCAGUGCGUUAAAUACGGGGAGCACGGCCCUCGGGCGGUCCACGGCCAGUGGACGGCGUGGUCCCAGUGGUCGGACUGCUCCAGGACCUGUGGAGGAGGGGUCAUGUACAGGGAGCGCUCCUGCACGAGCCCGAGGCCACAAAACAAUGGUAAAUUUUGUUCGGGCUCCAGCCGCCUCAACCAACUGUGUAACUCUCGGCCGUGUCCUCCUAAGUCUGUGGGCUUUCGGGCCCAGCAGUGUGCAGAGUACAACAGCAAGCCCUUCAGGGGCUGGUACUACAAGUGGAAGCCCUACACCAAAGUGGACGACGAAGACAUCUGUAAGCUGUACUGCAUUGCGGAAGACUACGACUUUUUCUUCGCCAUGUCCGGCAAGGUGAAGGACGGCACCUCCUGCUCGGAGCACAAAGGAGACAUCUGCAUCGACGGAGUGUGUGAGGCCGUGGGCUGUGACCAGAUACUGGGCUCCAAGGCCUCCCUGGACGCCUGCGGAGCCUGUAAGGGAGACAACUCCACUUGCAAGUUCUUCAAGGGCCAAUACACCCUUCAGCACAGGGCCAACGAGUACUACUCCAUGGUCUCAGUCCCGGCUGGGGCACGAAGUAUUCGUGUCUAUGAAAUGGAGGCGUCCCCCAGCUACCUGGCUGCCCGCUCCCUAAAGAGGAAGUACUACCUGACCGGCGACUGGACCGUGGACUGGCCGGGGAAGUUCCACUUUGGCGGGACCGUGUUUGACUACCAGCGAUCUUUCAACAAGCCGGAGAGCCUUUAUGCUGCCGGCCCUACUAAUGAGACGCUGGUGUUUGAAAUCCUUCUGCAGGGGAAGAAUCUGGGCGUGGUGUGGGAGUACACGCUGCCUCGCGCUGAAAGGAAACCCGACUACAGCUGGGGCGUGGUGCGCUCCGACUGCUCCGCUCCGUGUGCUGGAGGUCGUAUCUCCACCAAGGCCAUCUGUCUUGAGGACCAGAAGGUUCAGGUCAACUCCACCAUGUGUAUUCCUCACACCAGGCCGGCACUGGGCUCCCAUCUCUGCAACACGCAGCCCUGCCCUGCAUACUGGGCGAGCGGAGACUGGGGCCUCUGCAGCCGCUCGUGUGGAGGAGGUCAGCAGACCAGGACGCUGCGCUGCCUGAGGAAGGUGACCUAUCAGAGGGAGGAGGUGGCGGCUCACUCCCUCUGCCCCGUCAUCUCGCCGGCCCAGAUCCAGCCGUGCCACACGCAGGCCUGCCCGCCCGAGUGGAGCACGGGCUCCUGGUCACAGUGCUCCAAGACCUGCGGCCGCGGCCUGAGGAAGCGCAGCGCGUUCUGCCGCAGCACUGAUCCCGGGGCCAAGGCGGUGGUGGUGCCCGACAGCAUGUGCAGACAGCACCACAGGCCCAAAACCCAGGAGACCUGCGUCCUGCGGCGCUGCCCGAAGAACGAGCGGCUGCAGUGGGUCACCGCGGCUUGGGGGGAGUGCUCCAGGUCUUGUGGCUCGGGCAUCCAGAAGAGGGAGCUUCGCUGCGGGGAGAGGGACUCGCAGGGAGGGUAUGUGGAGUUCCCCGUCCGGAGGUGCAGAAAUAUAGCCAAGCCUUUGGUGGAUCUCCAGCAGGGCUGCAACAGAGGUCCGUGCCCAGAGCUGCCUCGGGCCGUCCCGGGCAGGACCAGCUCUGGUGCUGUGACCCUGGGCUGGUACCCGUCUCCCUGGCAACAGUGCUCUGUGUCCUGUGGUGGAGGAGUCCAGGCUCGGUCCAUCCAGUGUCUCCGGCAAGGUCGCCCCGCAGGCGGCUGCCUGCCCCACCAGAGGCCGGUCACUUCCAGGGCGUGCAACACACACUUCUGCCCCGCCGCCCCCCCGGCUACGGGACAACGCCCCGGCCGGGUCACAGCUGCUGGACCAACACCGGACGGCAAAGAUGAACCCUGCGUGGAUCAUUUCAGCUGGUGUCACUUGGUUCCCCAGCACGGCGUUUGUAACCACAAGUUCUAUGGACAGCAGUGCUGCAAGUCAUGCUCCAGCGGGAGGCUCUGAGACCUUUCCAUGCCUCGGCCCUCGGUGGCAUUCAACGCCACAAAAGCCAUUUGGUGGAUAUUUUUCUCACAACACGCACAACUGUGGUUCGGCAGUGUGUUUUCUUCCUGGACUACUUGACUGAUGAAUUUGGAAAGCGGGCGAAAGAGAGAAACCACAAACUCUCCCUGUGAAAGCACGCCGUGUGGCUGAUGAUGUUCAUCUGCCAAAGAGCGAAAGUCAUCAUUUCAUCAAUCUCAUUGUAACUGGAAAGAAUUGUGGAUGUAAUAUAUACAUGUUGUCGUUUUGUUGAGUGUUUACCUUUUGAAACCUCGAAAGCUACAAGCCAUCAGGAGAACAGGAAAGGACACUAGUGCUUCACUUUACUUACAUGUUGUUGUAUUCUUAAAGGUGUCUGGUUCCAUACGUCUUCUUUUAAGUUAUUAUGGUUCUUAAUAUAUGAUUUUACAUUUUUGUCAGAUGUACAGUGGAUCUGUGACAUGUCAUUUAUAUACCUGAGGAUUGUGCCAGUUAAUGAGUGGUCAGAUGCCUCCUACACUUCACCCCCCCCCCCCCCCUUGUUGUCUCUAUGCUGGUGAAACAUUUCUGGAACAAGCUGGAAUACAUUUGUUCACAUCAACGCUGUACGUGAAACAUGGCCAUGUCCUGUCGCGCCGAGAGUGUGCGGGUAUGGUAAUACAACUCGGUCAUCCAUC